Cucumis melo (muskmelon) is the source of this 705-nucleotide messenger RNA. Its product is annotated as 60S ribosomal protein L22-2. Gene Ontology annotation, biological process: cytoplasmic translation. Bases 149 to 529 code for a protein of 126 amino acids. NCBI's taxonomy places the organism in Eukaryota, Viridiplantae, Streptophyta, Magnoliopsida, Cucurbitales, Cucurbitaceae. Gene Ontology annotation, cellular component: ribosome. Gene Ontology annotation, molecular function: RNA binding; structural constituent of ribosome. The transcript has 2 exons. The record is from RefSeq and is a predicted model, not a curated record.
AGUUUUACAAAUUCGAAGUGAAAUGAGUUAUUUCUGCUUAAAGAAAACAAAUCUCCUUCGUGCUUUAAAACACAAACUCAAAACCCUAAAUUCAGCGCCGAUUCUUCAAUACAUCUCUGCAGGAAGUUAGGGCAAAGCAGAAGCAAAAAUGAGCCGUGGAGCAGCCGCAUCCGGUGGCCCCAAGGGGAAGAAGAAGGGUGUGACCUUCGUUAUCGAUUGCGCGAAGCCAGUUGAGGACAAGAUCAUGGACAUCGCCUCAUUGGAGAAAUUUCUUCUCGAGAGGAUCAAGGUCGGCGGUAAAGCUGGAGCACUUGGUGACUCUGUUACUGUCACUAGGGACAAGAACAAGAUCACCGUCAACUCCGACAGCAAUUUCUCCAAGAGGUAUCUCAAAUAUUUGACUAAGAAGUAUUUGAAGAAACACAAUGUUAGAGAUUGGCUUCGGGUUAUUGCUUCGAACAAGGACCGCAAUGUCUAUGAAUUGAGAUACUUCAACAUUGCCGAGAAUGAGGGUGAGGAAGAAGACUGAAGUUGAAGUCUUUAUAUUUUGGAAGCAUUGUUUGCAGUAGGAUUAGCUAUAUUUCCAUACCUUAUCUCGAAGCGUUUUCCAUAUAGAACAUAUAGCAAGGGGAUUGCCUGAGUUCUGAGAUGAUGCAACUCUUGUUUAUUUCUGAAGUUUUAAUAUCUAUAAGUUUUGCUCUCGUA